Nicotiana tabacum (common tobacco) is the source of this 2346-nucleotide messenger RNA. RefSeq lists its product as uncharacterized. The record is from RefSeq and is a predicted model, not a curated record. Lineage: Eukaryota; Viridiplantae; Streptophyta; Magnoliopsida; Solanales; Solanaceae.
UCAGAACCCCAACGUUAAAAUCGCCUUCUCUCUCUCCUCCUCUGACUGCCUAUAUAAACUUUACGUUCCCGGCGAUUUCACGUAAACUCAUCUAAACACAAUACACAAACCAAAAGAAUAAAGGGCAAAGCUUGAAAAAUAUUACCAGAAUAUGAAACCCAUUUUCUCUCUCCCUCUCUGAUGUUAUUAAAUUGUUGUUAAUCAAUUGAGCAAAUUAGUGAAAGAAAGGUUAAAGAACGGAGCUUUGAGUCGUAGCUAUUUGAAUUGUCUUGAGACUAUUAAUGGCGAUGGGACCAGAAAGAUCAAAGCCUUUACACAAUUUCACCUUACCAUGUGGGCUUAAGUGGGGGAACCAGAAGUUCUUGAGGUGCGCUAAGGUAGAUUCCGACGGAGAAAUCUCUACCGUUCAUCGCAGGUCAUAUGAGAAAGAAUCGAUCGGACGGCGGAGGGAACCGGAGGCGGUGGAACGGCACCGGUUAAAUGAUCGGUUCACUCGGAAAUUCAGGUCGGUAAAUGCCGGCGAUAGUGGAGAGGGAAUCGGAGCUAUGAGAGAGAAGCUGAUGUUUGAUCUUCAAACAGAAGCUGAUAAGAUGAAAGACGCGAUUUUCAAAGAAGGUUUGGAUGAGCAACCGGAGAAGGAAGUGUCGCCGGCGCUGGCAAAAACUCUGACGGCGGGUGCAGCUGAUGUCGUCGACUUAUCCAGGCCGUGGAACUUAAGGACUCGCCGAGCGGCUUCCAAGGAGCCUAACGGACUCAUAGCCGGCGCCGUCGCCGGUGCUGGUGGAUCGAAAGGAGGGUUGAAGAUUGAGGUUAACAGAACUAAUGCUUCGUCUCCGUUAAGGACGGAGAACAAAUCUCCGAUACUUCGAAGUGGUUUUGCAGGUGGAGCGGCGGCCGGAGCUUCUACCAGCGGCGAGAAGAGAGAGAGGGUGAAGUUCUCGGUUCCCCUUUCGCGAAAGGAGAUUGAGGAAGAUUUCAUGGAUAUGGUGGGACAUAGACCCCCUCGUAGACCCAAGAAACGAGCUAAAUUUGUUCAAAAGAAUUUGGACACGUUAUUUCCAGGGUUGUGGUUGACAGAAAUUACAGCUGAUUUAUACAAAGUGCCUGAUGAUCAGUAGAUUAAAAAGGUAAAGAUUCAUCAUUUUGUUCUUUGAAGACUAGUCAGGAUUCAGAUUUGUAUAUCAAGAUUCAAGAAUGAUUUCUACAGAUGGAAGUGUGUUUUUUCGUCAAAAGAUGGUAACUUUGUGAUAGAUCAACUAGCUAGUCUAGAGUAUAGAACACAACCUGAAUUUGGGAAUUCGAUGAAAUCAUCGAAUUUCCUCUGACAACAAAAUUAGUGUUUAAAAAAGCAGAUGCUCUGGCGAAUGUUUGGGAUUUUAAGGAUUCAACUUUAUUUUUUUUCUGUUUGGUGAAAUUUUGGAUAAAUUUAUAAGUUUAGAUUGUUUAGAAGUAGAAGCCAAAAUAAGGUAUUUAAUGGUUUCCUUAAUUUGGGGAUUUGAAUGAGAAGACGAAAAAGCAAAAGUGGAAGAGAAUGGUCUGCUGAAAAUUGUUGAAUCGAUUUCUUUCACAGCUAAGUCGCAAUCAAAUUCCUAUAGAAGAUAGCAGUGAGAGUGAGGAGGAGAAAGCAAAGGGAAAACACACAUAGAGACAGAGAUAGAGGGAGAGUGCUUACAUCGCCGGCGAUUGUGCGGAGAGUUGUGGAUGGUGGUGGAUUGGUGGAGGGAGAGAGAAGAAGAUGGCGGACCUGGACGAUGGUGUGUGAAAGAAAGAAAAAAUUAAAAAAAUUCAAUCACUCAUGCUCUGAAAUAUAGUGUAAUACACACAUCAUACCACAUCAUCAAAUUGUGCUUAUAUGGCGAGAUAUAGUUAGAGUGUUCAAAUAGAAUAAACUUAACAUAGAGUAUGAAAAGUGUGAACAAUUUUAAAUGGUUGUCGAUAUAAUUUGCGGGGCAUUUUUGGUCCUUUCUCCUUAUUUAUAAGGAAUUUUUACAUUCUUAUGUCAUAUAGGAAACUAUAUUACUUUCAAUGUUUAAAGUUUGAUAUAAUUACAUUUAGUAUACCUAAUUACCAAUUAUAUACCAUUAGUGGUUUUUAAGGGUAUUAAUUACACUCCUAAUUUAAUGGUACCGUAUAUUCCUUCUAAUACCACCCCCUCCCCCACGUUUCUCUCUCCAAUUCUCACACCUUCACGCACGUUUCCCUCCCACACCCACGGUUUAUGUAUCAAAAUCUCAUUAUUUCUUCCAUAGACAGGGCUUUGAAUUCGAAAUUGGGUUUUCAAAAGACAUUGUUUGUUUGGAUUGGAUGUUGUUGCAAAGAAUUGAGAAUUCUCUCUACGUCUCUCUC